Molecule: messenger RNA, 4244 nt
Organism: Puntigrus tetrazona (Sumatra barb)
Lineage: Eukaryota; Metazoa; Chordata; Actinopteri; Cypriniformes; Cyprinidae
Gene: capn12
Product: calpain 12
Exons: 21
Coding region: 83-2233 (716 amino acids)
Biological process (GO): negative regulation of apoptotic process; proteolysis
Cellular component (GO): cytoplasm
Molecular function (GO): calcium-dependent cysteine-type endopeptidase activity; calcium ion binding
Source: RefSeq, a predicted model, not a curated record
GGGAUGCGCUGCUCCUACGAACUUCUUUCAGAAGUUCAGAAAUUUCAGCACGGGCUGCGACAGCACUACCCCAUCCGAAGAGAUGUCCGAGUUAGGCUCCAUUGACAAUCCGGUGAAGUUCAAUGAUCAAGACUACGACGCCCUGCUGCAGAAGUGCCUCAAAUCUGCGGCUCUGUUCUCUGACACGGUGUUCGGGGCGAACCAGAGCUCCCUCGGUACUCCAGCGGAUCCUGAUCCUAAAAAGGCAGUGAAGUGGCUGCGUCCGAAGGAAAUCACAAGUAACGCUGUCUUUGUUGAGGGCACCAUGGGCACCACCGAUAUCUGCCAGGGCCAGCUGGGUAACUGCUGGCUGUUGGCGGCCCUGUCCUGUCUCACCAUGCAUCCGCCUCUGUUUGUGAAAGUGGUUCCAGCUGGACAAAGCCUGAGUGAAUCUUACGCUGGCAUCUUUCGUUUUAGGUUCUGGCAGUAUGGUGUGUGGGUGGAGGUGGUAGUGGAUGACAGGCUGCCUGUGAGAGAGGGCCGUCUGCUUUUCAGCUACUCUCGCACCACCAACGAGUUCUGGAGCGCCCUGGUGGAGAAAGCUUAUGCCAAGCUGAUUGGUUCUUAUGGCAGUCUGAAGGGGGGAAUCAUCUCAGAGGGAAUGGAAGAUUUUACUGGGGGCAUUGCCUACUCCCUCCCCGUGUCUUCUCGGGCCCCUCGCAUGCUCUGGAGGGCCGUCACCGCUGCCCUGGCUAGGAACAGCCUGCUCAGCUGCUUCAUACAUGCUGCAAAUGUAAAGGAGAUUGGCACUGUGACAUCAGAGGGUCUUAUCAAAGGUCAUGCAUAUGCCAUCACAGAUACAGAUAAGGUCCAGAAAGCGUCUGAAGAGGUCUUACUGCUGAGGCUGCGUAACCCCUGGGGGUUUGUGGAGUACUGUGGACCCUGGAGUGACAAGUGUAAAGACUGGGACGCUAUAGAUAACACCCAGAAGGCCAGACUUGAGUUGGUGAAAGUUGAAGAUGGAGAAUUCUGGAUUGGAAUAGAAGACUUUUGUCGGCUGUUUAAUACCGUGGAAAUGUGCAGCGUGAACCCGGAUUCGAUGUCAGGGGAGGCGAGUGAAGACACAGCCACCGCGUCCUGGACAUUAAGCUCACAUCAAGGAAACUGGGUCCCAAUGUGUUCUGCAGGGGGCAGCCGACGAUACCCCAGAUCCUUUUGGAAAAACCCUCAGUUCCAGAUGGUUCUGUCUGAGAAAGAUGUGGAUGAUCACGAUUAUGGAGAAGAUGAAGAAGGGGAGGAAGGAGAUGGAGAAGAUGAUGAAGUAGGUGUUGUGGUGGCUCCUGUGAGCAAGACUGAGAAACAGGGAGAGAAAAAGAAGAAGUGCACAGUACUGGUGGAGCUUCUCCAGAAAUACAGGAGACAGAAAGAUAAAGUCAACUUUCUCUACAUCGCAUUUCACAUCUACAAGGUUCCCCCUGAGCUGCAGGACAAACCGGGAUCUCUGGACCAGCAGUUCUUCUCCAACACCAGUCCAGUUGCCCGCUCUGGAAAGUACCGUAGCAUUAGGAGCGUGUGGCGGAAGGUGCACCUAGAACCUGGCAGUUAUGUCAUCCUAGCCUCCACCUACAGGCCCAACCAGCAGGGGGAGUUCUUCCUCCGCGUUUACACCCAAACCGGCAACAUACAGGGGUUCCAGGAUUUCCCCUGCACCAACAACUACUCUGUGAUGGUAAUGUCAAAGCCAGUCUUACCUGAGGAUCAGUUUAGAGUGCAGAAGUGGUUUGAUGAAAAGGCUGGGUCGGAUGACAGAGUGAAUGCUGUGCAGUUCAUGAACCUGGUGAACUCAGUGUUGGAAAAAGACUAUGAACUUCCACUGGAGACCUGCAGACAGCUCAUCUUUGGAGAAGAUACUGGUGGCAGAGGCCGUCUGAGCAGAGCUCAAGCAGAGAAGCUGCUCACCUCCCUACGCAAUCUGCAGUCUAUCUUUUUCCAGUUUGAUGAGGAUUCGUCAGGAACCAUGAGUCCGUUUGAGCUCAUUUUGGCUUUGAAUGCUGCAGGUGUGGAGUGUGACAAUGUUGUGGUGCAGUUGUUGUGGGAGAGGUUCGGCGCUGGUGAACAAUACCUGCCUUUCUAUGGCUUUGUGUCUUGUGUUGCCAGACUGCAGGUGCUCUUUGAUCUUUUCGAGUCGGAGACCAACCCAGAGGUGAAGGACAACGGCAUCAACGCUUGGCUGCUCAAGCUGUUGGCUGUGUGAGCCUGUCCAGACCCGACACCUCAGCGGGACGGACCUGCUAGGCCAAGACUACUCUGACGUCAUCCACCUGGGCCUACGUCUCCCACAUCUCCCCCUCUUCUAUCUCAUUUGUGAUCUUUCGGACCUUUGCCCUGCAGUUGCUUCCACCCACUCAUCACUCCAUCAGUUUGGGGUCUAUGACCAUGUAGGUCAUUACUGCCUGGAUACAAAAUUUCAUCCCCCUCGCUCCACCCUAACACAGCGUGUGCGUGUGUGUGUGUGUGUGUUUGCGUUCAUAAUAAUCCCAACAUUUGAAUAUUUUAAUAGGAAUAUUUUUCUUGUAAAUGAUCAUUAUAGCAUCGUUAACUCGCUCUCUCGUCAUCCCAAACCCAAAUGACUUUAUUUCUUUUGUGGAGCGCAAAAGAAGAUGUUUUACGGGAUGCCCAAGCUGCUCUUUUACCACGUGCAAUGAAAAUGAAUAGAGACGGUUGUGAUGGCCGUUCACUUUGAUUGUUGGAGAGGCUUGGGCAUUCUUCCAAACAUCUUCCUCUGUGUUACAAACAAAAAAGAAAGCCGUAUGCAUUUGUCAUGAAUGUAAAUGUGACCAAUCUAUAUUUAAUAACAACUAUAUUUCUAGCACAUUCGUCCAUUUAAUUAGCAGAGCUGUCUAUUAAUGUUAAUUUAGCGGGAUUUAGUGCCGGAAAAUAUUGAUUCGUGAUUAAUCAAAAUAUCAUGCAGUUAACUAAAUGAAAUUUUGACUCACUGAUUGCUCUAAUUAUGAGUGACGCUUUAUACAGUCAUUGCAGUUUUCAUAUAUUUUGAACAUUAUGUCUGCUUUCAUAUGCUUUUAAUAACAGAAGUCGAGCGGUGCUGUUAAUGCAUUUAAAGCAAGGGCCCGUUAUUAUGGUCAUGCUUGUACCAAGGAUCCUAAUUGCAUCUUUUUUCGUUCAUACAGCAUGAGUCGUACUUCCUGCUACUUUUCUCCCCUCUUAGGAACAUUUAUGUAUCUCCGCUUAAUGUCUUUAAAAGUUGAGAACGUUUUAUGCUUCCAAAUAUAAAAGCACAAGUCAUAAUCUUUCAUCACGGGGCAUUUCUAUAUUAAAUUUUUUCUGUGCGUAUACCUACACCUCCACACACACACACACACACACACACACAUAUUGUUCGGGAGCGAGAUAGUAGCUGUGGGUAUUAAAAGCGAUGUCUCAGCAGCCCUGCACGCACCGGCUCUAUUCUUAUCGCUCUGACGCCACGCACAGCGUCAUCACGCCAUCGCUCCCUCCUCCGCUACGCUCUCUCCCUGCAUCCCUCCCUCCGGCUCUCUCUAGUAACUGUCUCAUUCUCACAAUCUGCUUCCUCCUCCUCGCGUACCUCGCGCUCGCUCGCUCACACAUGCGCGUAUGCUCGCUCACACACAUUCAUACGCUCUCGUCCUCUCUCCCGCUGCUCCUAUUAAUAGAAACCUUUGCUCACACAAUGCUUCCUCCCUGCCGUAAGGUGACCGAACAGAGGUUGCCCCCAGCAACAGCCCAAGCGCCUCUGGAAAAGGGCUAGAAAAAGCAGGCACGCACGUCCGUCGUCGCUCUCUCAAUCACUUCCUCUUCCGUAAUUUUCCCGCUUGCAUCUUGUACUUGUUACACCGUGAUCCCUCAGCGUAUUCGCUUCUCUAAAAGCUGCUCUUGACUCGGUUAUCCCUGUCUGCCUGCCUCGCUCUCUCUCGUCUCUGUAAAGCGAGCCAGAACCAUUUUCCAAAAAUACCAGGGGAAAGCCAUUCCCAUUCAUCUCGCCUGGCGAGCGAUUUCCAGAAGUUUGCCAUCUUUGCUUAAGGGCGCCUAGUUCGGCUACUUGUUUUUUCAAACCAAUCGCUUGAGCCGCAUUUGCCACGUGACUAAUCGCUCUCGACCCGAUUGGUUGAUGGCGACGCAAGAAUGUCCAAAACCUUAGAAGUUGGCAUCAAAAAUGUCCAUUUCACGCUUAUAAGAGCCUUCCGGAAAACAUUAUCUGUAAUGAAAUAAAGGGAAUAUACACACUA